AAAGCACCACCGCCACUGCAGCAAUUGUGGCUAACUUUAGUAUGUACUGAGCUCGUUGCAAGGCAAGAGCGCUCCCUCUCCUUCUACCAUCUCGUUCGGGCAGCAAGAUUGGUCUUCGACAACUGGAAAUACAGCCAACUAGGCAACAACACAACACGGUAAUUUCUUCCUCUGAUCGGCCUGCCAUAUGCCUAAUUGGGUGUUAUUCGCGGAUACGGCGGACUCGAUUGGUCCGGCUCACAUCCCGGUGAGACGGGAGCGCUAGGCCGAACUCCCGGCGUCCAGAUCAUCGGGUCCGCAGCGACCAACGAACAAACGGAUUGUCGUUGGUCAUACGGGCGGGGUAUAUCCUACAAUACCUACACAAGUCGUCUGUGUAGCAUUGACUUCUCUGCAAUGCCGCAAUGGAAUACCUGAAAAACGUUUACAACAGGCUGCAUCGGAGUCUCCGGCCGUCCUGUGGCCGUGGAGAGCAGGUUGUUCUCAAUACCAAGACAGCCUUGACCGCUUUCUGCGCUGUUUCCUCGUCGCAAGCAGGUUCGAAUGUCGCUGCCCUCCAAGACGAUGUCUCUGAGCUGCCGUAUUACGGCCGCAGUCCACCGGUUUAUCCUUCUCCCAUCGGCAAUGGCUCCACCAACUCCCGCUGGGCCGCCGCCUACGGCCGCGCCCAUGCCCUAGUCUCCCAGAUGACGGUUGAGGAGAAAGUCAACAUCACACGUGGCUGGCCUGGCAUUUGCGUCGGUAACACCGGCGAGGUGCCUCGUCUCGGAAUCCCGGCCUUGUGCUUCGCGGACGCUCCUGACGGCGUCCGAGGACAGGAGUUCGUGUCGGCUUUCCCGGCAGGCAUUCAUGUGGCCGCCACGUUUGACUGUGAUCUCAUGUACCAGUACGGCCGGGCGUUGGGAAGUGAAUUCUACGGUAAAGGCAUCAACGUUGCCUUGGGUCCCGUGGCUGGUCCGCUCGGCAGGGUUGUCAGGGGUGGCCGCAAUUGGGAGGGCUUGAGCAAUGACCCCUAUCUGGCCGGCGCUGGCAUGGGUGCCAUUACUCGUGGCAUGCAAGAUGCGGGCGUGAUCGCCACACCAAAGCACUUCUUACUCAAUGAGCAGGAGUUCCGCCGCAGAUGGACCCCCAUGGGCCAUGCCAUAAGCGCCAACGUUAACGACCGUACUCUGCAUGAGCUGUAUGCAUUCCCCUUUAUGGACGCCCUGCGCGAAGGAGCCGGUGCAGUUAUGUGCAGCUACCAGCGCGCCAACCACUCAUACGCAUGUCAGAACUCGAAGCUCCUGAAUGGCAUCCUCAAGACCGAGCUCGGUUUCGAGGGCUUUGUUGUCAGCGACUGGGAUGGCCAGAUGUCUGGCGUGGCUUCAGCUAACGCUGGCCUGGAUCUCGUCAUGCCAAAUGCCGGCUUUUGGGGCGAGAACCUGACGCAAGCGGUGCAUAACAGGUCGGUGAGCAACGAACGCAUCAGCGACAUGGCGACUCGUAUCCUCGCAUCCUGGUAUUAUCUUGACCAGGUGAACACCUACCCGCCCCCGGCCGUCUACUCCAACACCCAGAAACAUUUUCCCGUCGAUGUACAAGAGGACCAUGCCCGUUUGAUCGAGAAGAUCGGCGCUGCCGGGACUGUCCUCGUCAAAAAUGUCAAUGGCACCCUGCCCUUCAAGAAACCCAGAUUUCUCUGCGUUAAUGGCUACGACGCAACCAUCAAAGGCAACCCAUGGGAGAAUCCAGCGCGGUUCGGCGGUGGGUACGAGGUCAAUUCUGGCUGGAACACACUCAACGGCACUCUCAUCACCGCCGGCGGCUCCGGAGGAAGCACACCGCCCUACGUCGUGUCCCCGUUUCAAGCUCUGCAGGAGCGCGUGACCAUGGACAGGGGCAUUCUCCGCUGGGACUUCUACUCGGAGGACCCGACGCCCUACGUCAACGCCGACGCCUGCCUCGUCUUCAUCAACGCGUACGCGUCUGAGAGCUUCGACCGCACCAGCUUGACGGAUGAGUUCAGCGACCGGCUGGUGCUGAACGUAGCCUCCAAAUGCGCCAAUACCAUCGUGGUGAUUCACUCCGCGGGCAUCCGCACCGUCGACGCGUGGAUCAACCACGCCAACGUCACAGCGGUCCUCUUUGCAGGCCUGCCGGGGCAAGAGUCCGGGCACAGCCUGACGGCCGUCUUGUACGGGGACGUGAACCCGUCUGGCAGGCUGCCGUACACCGUCGCGCGGUCCGAAGCCGACUACUCGGAGGCGCUGCUCAACUCGAGCGUCUCGUUCGACCCGUUCCCCGAAGCAAACUUUACCGAGGGCCUGCUGCUCGACUACCGCUUCUUUGACCACCGAAACAUCACCCCGCGCUUCGAGUUCGGCUUUGGCCUGUCCUACACCGACUUUGCUUACGCGAACCUCUCCGCCUCGCUGCUUGGUCCGGAUCCCUCGUCUUCCGGAAAAGUCAGCGUGCCGGAGUAUACGGAUGAUGAAAUACCCAUUGUCCAGGGCGGACAUCCGCAAUUGUGGGAGGUUGUGGCCCUGGUCAAGUGCGCUGUGUUGAAUGUGGGCAAGGUGGAUGGGGCCGAGAUCGCCCAGCUGUAUGUGGGCUUCUCCGAGGCGGCGGAGGACGAGCCGGUUAGGCUGCUCAGAGGGUUUAAGAAGGUCGGACCGCUUGUCCCGGGUCAGUCCGGAGAGGCUAUUUUCGAGCUGACCCGGCGGGAUUUGAGUGUCUGGGAUGUGGUCAGGCAAAGGUGGCGGUUGAGGAGGGGGACAUAUCGGAUUUGGAUUGGGGCUAGUAGUAGGGAUUUAAGGCUUGAGGGGAAGGUGAUGAUAGAGUGAGGGCUUUAGUGAGACUCUUAAGAUUGGUAUGUAGGUCGGGAUCCUGGGCGUUCCUUCGAGUGAACUAGCAUGUGUGCAGUGCCUGGCUUGCUUGAGGCUGGUCGUUGGUGGGUCCAUAAUAUUCAUCAUGGCUGGUAUAUAAGACUUUAUCCCCGUCUGCUAUGCAUUGCGAGAUGCUUGGAAUUUGCUAGACAGUCGCCUUGGAUUCUAUAGUGGUGUCGGAUGGUUGAUCCUAGUUGAAUUUCCUCACUUGCUUGAUCAUCUUCAUGGGUCACAUAUAAUCUACAUAAAAU
This is a messenger RNA of Canariomyces notabilis, 3115 nucleotides long. Its product is annotated as glycoside hydrolase family 3 protein. The record is from RefSeq and is a predicted model, not a curated record. Gene Ontology annotation, molecular function: beta-glucosidase activity. Lineage: Eukaryota; Fungi; Ascomycota; Sordariomycetes; Sordariales; Chaetomiaceae. Gene Ontology annotation, biological process: glucan catabolic process. The transcript is spliced from 3 exons. The coding region runs from base 405 to 2822 and encodes 805 amino acids.